AAAGUUAAUGUUUUAUAUAAUUCUGAAGUGAGAAAGAUAGUAUUAAACACUAUUGUUUAUGGUAUGUUACAGGUUAGCUUUCAUCAGCAAAAUAAAUGACAUAAGAGACAAUAAAAACAUGGCUGAUCCUUUUUAUACAGGGGAAUUAUUUAUUGACCAGGGAGUAACAGUGAAGCAAGAGCCAUUGGUAAUGGACAGCACUAGUAGCACAACAGCUAGUGUCCCAAUACCACAUCGUAGAGGCAUGGAUCUUUCAGAUUUUAGAGACUUUGGAUUUGACUUUGUGGAUAUCUCCUCACCAUCUUCUGUAUCUCAAGACAAUACACCAAAUGCUACCAAUAUUGUUAGUGUCACAGAACUGUAUGCAGAGUCUCCAGUGUGGACCACAAAAUUGCCUAGUGAUUGUGAAACCAGUAGAAGUGAUACAUUUCGAAUGGAUGAUGAUGAUAUCUUCCAAGUUGAUAAAGCAGAUCUUAUUCAAGGACCUACACUUGCAGAAUUGAAUGCAAAUGAUGAGAACUUGUUAGAUGAUUUGAAUUUUGAUGAUCUGUUAUUGCCAGAAGAAAAUAGCUACUACAUCAAUGUGCCGCCUUUUGCAUCACAGUCAAGGACAUCUGCUGCUCCUCCACUUGUCCAAGUCACAAAUGUGAACUCUAAUUUAGGAAAUAAUAAUGUAGCACAACUUUCCCAGAGCCUUGUUCCAUCUUCAUUUCCACCAGCUGGACUUGGUUUUUACAAGGAUGCAUUCAGUGUAUCGUCAAGUGUACCAUCCAGCCCAUUGGACGUUUUUUUGAGUGGCAAACCUAGUAAUGGUGUUCAGACAGUUGAUGCUCUUUCACCAGGGAGUCAAAACAGCUCUAGUUCUUCGUUGCUUCUUCAUUCAGCAGCAUCGUCUGUCACCCCUCCACCUCUUGGAGUCAGCCCAUUGCAGCAGAAACACAGUACCCUACAUGAACUUUUACUCAAAAAGGAAACAUACUCUUCAGCGUCACCGGAGAGGCAGCUUUUUGUUCAGUCAGUUCCAGGACCACUCAGCCCAACUAACUCUGUAAGUCCUGUCCCAGAAGUGCCAUCAGGUAGUAGAAUAACAAGAAGCGGUAAUACAGGAUAUGGAUCAAGAUUAUCGUCGUCAGCUCCAACUCAUCUUGGAUUGGAACAAAUUUGGCAGCGCAGGGAACCUCGGCAGCAUCUUCUUUCUACUGGAUCAUUAGCUGAAGCAGGAUCCACUUCUUCAAUCUCUACAGGUGGUAUUUUAAGCCCCGAGUCUCAUGAAUUUUCUCAUGAUGAGGGGUUUGACUCUGAAGAUGACAGCGAUCAUUAUGAGGACUUCUCUUCAGAUGCAGAUUCAAGUGAUGGAGAAGAUGGACCUUCACGAUCUAUGUCAAAGAAAGAACGUUACUUCUGGCAGUAUAAUGUACAAGCGAAAGGGCCAAAAGGGCAGCGGCUUGUGCUUAAGACAAAGCUGGAAGACCCACAUGUCCUGAAUGAAGUAACAGAUCCUGUAUUUAGUCCUCAGUGCUCAGUUCGAGGCAUUAAGCACAGUGGGAAAGCAAGAAAGGGCGAUGGAAAUGAUCUCACUCCAAAUCCACGUAAACUAUAUAAUAUUGGAAAAGAGUUGGACAAACUGAACCGGAUUAUUAAUGAUAUGACUCCAGUCAGUGAACUGCCCUUCAAUGUGAGGCCCAAAACACGCAAGGAAAAAAAUAAGCUAGCUUCCAGAGCUUGCCGACUUAAGAAGAAAGCUCAACAUGAGGCUAACAAGUUGAAAUUAUUUGGACUGGAAAAUGAGCACAAAAGGUUAAAUAUGGGAAUAUCCCAGGUGAAACAACUUCUGGCGACAAAGUGCACUACCGAAAAUCCCGAAAAACAAGAAGAACUGACUAGACAAAUCGAGAAGAUAAGCAGAAAUGUGACAAAAUUCAAGAUUGCUGGUCACACAACAGACUUUGUCAAUAAAGUAUUGGAGAAAAUGAAAAAUGGUGUACCAAAUGGUGGACUGGAUGACCUUCAGAGUAUACAUAUGUAAUGAAUCCAGGUACGUGGGAAUGGAUGACAAUAGUGUUACAAUGAUUAUGAUAAUAAGUGUUAUGAUAACGCUGGAAAAAGUAAUUUCAAUGCCCAUUUUAUGUACUGCAACUUUGGCCACUACUGAGCAAUUGUAAAUGUAAUGUAAAAACAGUGGCCAAAGUGCUCUUACAUAUAUAGUGUUACUUAGUAAGUAGUGUCACUGUGCUGAUUCAAAAAUAUUGUGCUGUAUGUAAAACUUUUUAUGCUCUGUUUCCUUACUAAUUGUAUUAUAUUCAUUGAAUAAUCCCCACA
Schistocerca piceifrons (Central American locust) is the source of this 2319-nucleotide messenger RNA. It is a transcript of the gene REPTOR, whose product is annotated as protein CREBRF homolog. Gene Ontology annotation, molecular function: RNA polymerase II transcription regulatory region sequence-specific DNA binding; DNA-binding transcription factor activity, RNA polymerase II-specific. Gene Ontology annotation, cellular component: nucleus. The record is from RefSeq and is a predicted model, not a curated record. The coding region runs from base 59 to 2026 and encodes 655 amino acids. Gene Ontology annotation, biological process: regulation of transcription by RNA polymerase II; response to unfolded protein. The transcript is spliced from 7 exons. NCBI's taxonomy places the organism in Eukaryota, Metazoa, Arthropoda, Insecta, Orthoptera, Acrididae.